Messenger RNA from Plasmodium relictum, 420 nucleotides. Its product is annotated as conserved Plasmodium protein, unknown function. The transcript has a single exon. Bases 1 to 420 code for a protein of 139 amino acids. The record is from RefSeq and is a predicted model, not a curated record. Lineage: Eukaryota; Apicomplexa; Aconoidasida; Haemosporida; Plasmodiidae.
AUGAAAAAUAAAAAAGUAAAUAAAUUAAAGGCAGAAAAAAUUGAUAAAGGUAAAAAAUGUAAAAAAAUUAAAGCGAUAGUAAACCCCCAUAAAAAUAAUCAUACAAUGAAAGAAAAAAAUGUAAAUGGGGAAAUUCAUAAUUUAACUGAUAACUUAAAAGAUAAUACAUAUCAAAGGACAAAUGAAAAUAUAAAUAGUGAAUUAGAUCAAAGUAUAUAUGAUGAAUCAAAUCGAAAUGUAUUUGAAGAAUUGAAUGAUAAAGUGAACAACUUUGUAUUUAAAAAGAAGAUAUAUGAAAAGAAUAUAGCACAACUAGAAGAAAAAAUUCAAGUAAAUGAAUUAAACAAACUGAUAAAAACUAAAGAAAUCAUUUUAGAUAUGCUUACAAUAAUUAAAAAUAGAAAAUUAAAUUUAUCUUAA